ACUCCUCCACUUGACUUUUUUGACCUCAACAUGGCUGCAACGGAGGAGCCGAUUCCCCUCCGCAACACGAACCAGGCGAAUUCUCUCGACUCCAGCGAAGAACCGACGCAGGUCUUCCACGAGGCUGAGCGCUGGAACUAUCCUCGCUCUAAUGUAUUUAAGACCCUCGCCACCUUCUGGAGUUUUCUGGUUAUGGGUAUGAAUGAUGCAGCCUACGGGCCUCUGAUUCCCUAUCUGGAAAGCUACUACCGUCUCUCCUACACUGUGGUGUCCCUCGUCUUCUUCUCACCGCUAGUCGGCUACACCGCGGCUGCCUUUCUGAACAGCCGAAUUCACAACAAACUAGGCCGUCGAGGAGUGGCCGUGUUGACGCCCAGUUGCCAUGUGAUCGCGUAUAUCAUCAAUUGUUGUCACCCCCCCUACCCGGUCCUGGUCAUCUCGUUCAUCUUUGCAGGCUUCGGAAAUGGACUUGGGGAUGCCUCGUGGAAUGCUUGGAUAGGUAACAUGGCCGACUCUAAUCAGAUUCUGGGGCUUCUGCACGGGCUCUACGGUGUUGGAGGUGUGAUCAGUCCCCUAAUCGCAACGUCGUUGAUCACAAAGGCCCAUGUGCCGUGGUACUAUUACUACUAUAUCCUGAUUGCCUGUGCGGCCACUGAACUGGCCGUCUGUGCCUCAGCCUUCUGGGACGCAUCGGCAGAACGAGACAAAGCGAGAGAGCCACAGUCAGAUGAUGAAAACAAGGCGGGGCUUCGUGAAGUGCUGUUCAAGAAGUCUUAUGCGCGGGUUACCUGGAUCUGUGCCAUCUUCCUGCUGGGAUAUGUCGGCAUCGAAGUCGCCCUGGGCGGCUGGAUAGUGACAUUCAUGAUCCAGGUCCGACAUGGCCAGUCCUUCGCAAGUGGGAUGACAGCUACCGGGUUCUGGCUUGGGAUCACCGUGGGGCGCAUGGCGCUAGGAUUUAUCACCCCGCGCAUUGGCGAGAAGUUGGCAAUCAUAAUAUAUUCCUGCUGUGCUAUCGCCGCAGGUCUUGUCCUCUGGUUGGUCCCGAACUUCUACUCAUCCGCAGUGGCUGUUUCUCUGCAAGGAUUCUUCCUGGGACCGUUCUUCCCGGCUGCGGUGGUGGUGGCUACCAAGCUCCUCCCUCGCCAUCUUCACGUCAGUGCCAUUGGAUUCGCGGCUGCGUUUGGCGGCGGAGGCGCUGCUAUCCUGCCGUUCGCUGUGGGUGCUAUUGCGCAGGCACGCGGAGUCAAAGUGUUGCAGCCCUUCAUCAUCGGGCUUUCUGGAGGAAUCUUGCUGUUGUGGCUGGGAUUGCCCAGGAUGCCAAAGAAGAAUCAGGCUUGAGGAGAAUGAAGCUACGACUGAAGAUAUAGACUGCAUAUAAUGGUUGGGCCCAAGUAGAUAGAAAGGGGUGGAUGUUGGCCUGGUGGUAUGGAUGAGGAGGCAGGCCAAUCUAAUGGAGCAGAGUCAUUUGGUGUGUAUAUAUGUGUUCAAAGUAGCAACGCUCUACGGAAU
Messenger RNA from Aspergillus fijiensis CBS 313.89, 1509 nucleotides. RefSeq names its product putative MFS transporter. Gene Ontology annotation, cellular component: membrane. The transcript is spliced from 5 exons. Bases 31 to 1338 code for a protein of 435 amino acids. Gene Ontology annotation, biological process: transmembrane transport. The record is from RefSeq and is a predicted model, not a curated record. Gene Ontology annotation, molecular function: transmembrane transporter activity. NCBI's taxonomy places the organism in Eukaryota, Fungi, Ascomycota, Eurotiomycetes, Eurotiales, Aspergillaceae.